GUUCAAUACUUAUUUUACCCACUGUUCCAAGUGUCUUUUGAUUUUAAUUUUGAUUGUGGCCUACAGCUUAAAAACAUCGAAAAAGCAUAUCUCAAAAUAUUUGAAUAUUUCAUUUCCAUGUUGAGAAAAUUACUUUUUAUUCACUAUAAAUACCACAAAUCUCCCAAUCAGGUUCAGUACACACUACCUCAAUCAUGGGGAAAACUUCUGACAUGACGGUUGUCCAGAAGACACUCAUUGCCACCCUUCAUAAGCCACAGAAGAUCAUUGCUGAAAGGGCUGGCUGUUCAUAGAAUGUUGUAUAAAAGCAUAUUCAUGGAAAGUUGACUGAAAGGGCAAAUUGUUUUAGGAAAAGGUAAGCGAGCAACAGGGAUUGUAGACUGUAUCCUUGAGAAAAUUGUCAAGCAAAGCCGAUUCAAGAACGUGGGGGACUUUCACAAGGAGUGGACUGAGUGCAUUGAGAGCCACCACACACAGACUUGUCCAGGAAAUUGGCUACAAACCCUAGUGUCAAGCCACUCCUGAACCAGAUGUCAGAAGCAUCUUACCUGAGCUAAGGAGAGAAGAACUGGAGCAUUACUCAGUGGUCCAAUGUCCGCUUUUCAGAUGAAAAGAAAUUUUUGCAUUUAACUUGGAAAUCAAGGUCCUACCUGAACUGAACCCUAUAGAGAAACUAUGGAGAAUUGUCAAGAGGAAGAAGAGAGACAACAAACCCUGCAAUACAGAUGAGCCGAAGGCCACUAUCAAAGCAACCUGAGCUUCCGUUACACCUCAGCAGUGCCACAGUUUGAUUGCCUCCAUGCCACACUGCAUAGAUGCACUUAAUAUUUGGUAAGAGCCCCAGCCAAAAAUUAAGUGCAUAAAUGAACAUACAUUACUCAGAAGUUUGACUUUUCUCAAAGUCAAAGAAGCUUUAUUGUCAUUUCAACCAUAUAUACUGUAGCUGAUGCAGUACAAGGUGAAAUAAAACAACGUUCCUCCUGGAUCAGAGGUGCUAUACAGAACAAAAACAGAAGACAGGGUGAUGCUAUUCAUUCAAGGUUAAAAUCCUUUUAAACUAAACAUACAACAUAAGUGCAGAGGAUGAAGAGACAAACAAGACACAACACCGACUGUGUGCAAAAAAUAGUGUUAGACAGUGAGUGCAAAAAAGAAACAGGGUUAAAGUGACUUGUGCAUGUGUGUCAGUUGUGUGUGCGUGUCCAACUCAGUUCAGUUCUCUGUUGAGACACCUGAGGUAAGAAGAUGUUCAACAGUCUGGUUGUGUGAGUCCGAAAGCUUCUGUACCUUUUUCUGGAUGGCAGAAGGGUGAAGAGUGUUUGUGUGGGGUCAUUCACAAUGCUGUUUGCUUUGCGGAUGUAGCAUGUGGAGUAUAUGUCCGUAAUAGAGGGAAGAGAGACUCCGCUGAUCUUCUCCGCUGUCCUCACUAUCCAUUGCAGGGUCUUGCUAUCCGAAGCGGUGCAAUUCCCAAACCAGGCAGUGAUGCAGCUGCUCAGAAUGCUCUAAGUCGUCACUCUGUAGAAGGUGGUUAGGAUGGGUGGUGGAAGGUGAGCCUUCCUCAGCUUUUCCAGGAAGUAGAGAUGAUGUUAGGCUUUCUUGGUGAUGGAGCUGGUGUUGAGUGACCAGAUGAGGUCCUCCGCCAGGUGAACACCAAGGAAUUUGGUGCUUUUGACGAUCUCCACAUUAGACCCGUCGAUGUUCAAGGGAGAAUGGUCACUCUGUGCUCUCCUGAAGUCAACAACCAUCUCUUCCAUUUUCUCCAUGUUCAGAGACAGAUUGUUAGCUGCUGCACCUCCUCUCUGUAUGCUGACUCAUCGUUCUUGCUGAUGAGACCCACCACGGUUGUAUCAUCGGUGAACUUGAUGAUGUGGUUCGAGCUGUGCAUUGCUGCACAGUCAUGAGUCAGCAGAGUGAAAAUCAGUGGGCUGAGCACACAGCCCUGAGGAGCUCCAGUGCUCAGUGUGGUGGUGCUGGAGAUGCUGUUCUCAAUCUGGACUGACUGAGGUCUCCUAGUCAGGAAAUCCAGGAUCCAGUUGCAGAGGAUGAACAGCAUUCACACAUAAGCGUCUUUAUCAUCCUGGUCUGUGAGGGCCAGAUGGAGGGUUGUGCUGAUGGCAUCAUCUGUGGAGCAAUUUGGGCGAUACACAAACUGCAUGGGGUCUAGUGAUGGUGGCAGCAGGUUAUUGAUAUGCCUCAUGACGAACCUUUUGAAGCACUUCAUGAUGAUAGGUGUGAGUGCAACGGGACGGCAGUCGAUGAGACUGGACAAUGGAGACUUCUUCAGCACGGGGAUAAUGUUGGUGGUCUUGUUGGGACGAUGGUGCUGCUCAGGGAGAUGUUGAAUGAAGAGAUGUUAGUGAAGACAUCCGCUAGCUGCUCUGCACAUUCCCUGAGUACUCUGUCUGGCCCAGCAGCUUACUGUGGGUUCCUCACGUCGGCCGUGGUGAGACAGAGCACCUGGUCCUAUGGAGGAGAGAUGGUCUUCCUCACUGUCACAUCAUUCUGUGCCUUGAACCGAACAUAGAAGUUGUUCAGUGCAUCUGGAAGGGGGGCAUCACUGUCACAGCCAGGUGAAGCUGUUCUGUAGUUGGUGAUGGAAUGAAUGCCACAUGCUGUCACCGCUGCUCUGGAAGUGGCUGUGGAUUCUCUGGGUGUGUGCACACUUUGCCUCCCUGAUGGCUUGAGACAGUUUGGCUCAUGCUGUUCUUAGGGCGUCCUUGUUUCCUUGAGUCCUUGGAUUUUAGCAGCGCACGCACCUACCGGUCAUCCAUGGUAUAUAUAAAUAAUUUCUUUGAUUAUCUUUUGAAAAAUUCAAAUAUUUUGAGAUACUGGAUUUUUGUGUUCAUGAUAUUCAAAUUUUACCUUUCAGAUACAUUUUUUCAGAAAAUGAAAAACAAAAAGGUUUGGUAUGAAAUAGUGUCUCAUUAUUAAAAGAAAAGCUACAUUAUGUAUUAAACAUUUGUGACUGUGAACAAGAGUAUGAAUAAAUGUUUCAUAAUCCUGUCAAUGUAUGUAUUUAUUUAUUUAUUUAUUUAUUUAUUUUUACAGUAUAUUGAUUUGCUGUAUUUGCUUUUUUGUAUCACAGAAGGCUUUAGUUUUAAUUUUAACAGCAUUCUACAACUGGCUAGGGUAGUGUAUGUUUUUUGUUGUUCAGUUUCCUGUAAUUAUAUCCUGCUAAAGCAACACAUGAAAUCGAAAAUUGUGUUUUUGAGAGGGGGAGCAAAAGUGUAUAUUGGCUUCUAUGAUUUUUCAUAGCCUAACCUCAGUAUUUAAUAAUACUUUUUUUUACAUUUUUGUGGAAAAGAUUUGCUUAGGCAGAUGUAUAUGAUUUGAUUUGAAAAUAUGCUGACCUGGCCCUGGUCUAGAUUUUUUCAACAGGUGGAGAAAUUGAAAGGGGAUCUUGAUGAGGCUCGGCUUCUUGAGAAACAGCUGAGACAUAAUUUGGAGUUACAGUCUCAUCUUUUAAUCAGCAAAACUGAGGAGAUUCGCAAAAUGUCAGAAUGUGCCCAUGACACUAUGUCUUCAGAGGUCUUGGAGCUACAAAUUCAGAAGAUGGAUCUGGAAUCAUCUAUGGCUGCCUUACAGCAGAAGCAUCAGGAAUUGCAAUACAAAGAACAGCAGCUGGAGCUGGCUAAUUGUAUCCUUCAGAGGCAACUAGAGACACUUGCAAAUACAAAGGAUGAAGGCGAGAAAGAAAUUGCAUCACUCUACAAUGCUUUGGAGAAAUCCAGGAAAGCCAACCAGGAUCUUCAGAUACAAUUGGACCAGGUGUUGCAUCAUGCACAGGAUCCAAACAGCAAAGGCAAUUCAUUAUUCUCUGAGGUAGAUGACAAGCGUGCAGAAAUAGAGAGACAGUUAAUCAGUUUGAAAGUACAGUACCAGUCUCUUCAAAAGCAGCAUACUUUUACCAAACAGCAGAUGCUUCGCAUGAAGGUGCAGAUAUCUAAUGUAAUGCAGCUUCAGGGAAUUAGAGCUGACCCAGCCCAGAUUGAGCGAUUACAGUUCAUGUUGUCGGAGAAGAACAGUGAGAUAGAAACCUUGAUGAAGAAAGUGCAGCAGUUGGAGAAGGUAGAGGUGGCAAAUCAUUCCAUUGGUGUCUCCAAGGAAACUGAGCUUGUGGAUGAGACAUACUACACAGAUCUCUUGAAAAUGCAGCUCUCAAAUUCUAAGAAAGUUGCAGAGCAACUAAAGGUGGAAUUAACCAUGGCAAGAAUGAAAACCCUUUCUGAGAGUCAUAGGGUCCUUGAAUUGGAAAGAAAACUCUUUGCAGCAGAGAAUGCUCUAAAGCAAGGGCGCACUGAGCUUAUCAAGAUCCAAGUGAAAAUUGAAGAACUCCAGAUGAAAUAUGAGCCUAAUGAGGUGAGAAAGGCACAGUCUCAGAACUGCAAGCGAGAGAAAUUUCCAGUACCUGAUGGGUCUGACCAUAGCAACAUGGAAACUCUAGAUCUGAAGACCGAGCCAAGCAAGAAUAAGGCAACAAAUGGAGAAGCCCUCCCUUGUGCCUCUGACAAUGGAAUUUUGACCCCAAUGCAGUUAUUCCAAGCUCCAAACUGUAGCUCUGUCUUGCUUUGUGAGCCUAAAUGUGUUCGCAUCUGUGAGAAUGCCCCAGUUUCUAUUCCUGAUUUCUCAAGGUCUUCAGUGAAAGAUACCAUUAGCACAGCAAAACAUAAAACGAUUAACUGGGAUGAGGAAGAAGACUGCAAAUCUGAAAGGUGCAAGAUGUAUGAAGCACCUGUUCAUGUUGAUUCAGAGAACACUAUGGAAAGACAGUGUGCUCAACAGUAGAAGUCUUAGAAGUACAUAAUUGCUAAAAAUUUGCUAAAAUGUCUAUAUUUUUAAAUUCCAUUAGACAAUAAAUGUUAACAGGCAACAACUUGUGAUGUGUUGCAGUGUGUUUUUAAUGUACAUAUUCAUGUACA
Messenger RNA from Hemibagrus wyckioides, 4919 nucleotides. It is a transcript of the gene spdl1, whose product is annotated as spindle apparatus coiled-coil protein 1. The record is from RefSeq and is a predicted model, not a curated record. The transcript is spliced from 10 exons. Gene Ontology annotation, molecular function: kinetochore binding. Gene Ontology annotation, cellular component: outer kinetochore; spindle pole. NCBI's taxonomy places the organism in Eukaryota, Metazoa, Chordata, Actinopteri, Siluriformes, Bagridae. The coding region runs from base 3343 to 4785 and encodes 480 amino acids. Gene Ontology annotation, biological process: establishment of mitotic spindle orientation; mitotic spindle assembly checkpoint signaling; protein localization to kinetochore.